This is a messenger RNA of Trichomonas vaginalis G3, 849 nucleotides long. RefSeq lists its product as uncharacterized. The record is from RefSeq and is a predicted model, not a curated record. NCBI's taxonomy places the organism in Eukaryota, Parabasalia, Trichomonadida, Trichomonadidae. The transcript has a single exon. Bases 1 to 849 code for a protein of 282 amino acids.
AUGGAUAUUGAUGCAUCAUUACCGGUGUGCUUUAACUCUAUUAUUUUGACACAUAUUAGUCCUGAGAUGUGGGAUGAAGAUUUUUUAGAAAAUGAUGAAUCAAAAUGUAAUCAAAGCUUAAUAGAAUUUAUCUCUAAUAUCGAAGAUAUCCAAUUACACAUUCCUUGGACAUUGGCUUUAAGUCAAUCAAUGAGAUCAAUGUUCACUCCAUUUAACUUUCUUGAACAGAUUAACAGUUUUUCAGAUAGUACGAUAUACGGAUGCAUAAUGGCGAUUGAAAAUGAUUACUACAAGUUAUGGAAUGAUUUGUCAAUUUCAAUUUUUAAAGCAUUUGCAAAUGCAGAGCUAUCAACAAAUAGUGAGGAAAAUUUAAAUAAUGAGAUAAUUAUUCGAAAUAAUAGUUGUGGAGAUGGCAAUAUUGAAUCUAAAUAUUAUAUUGAUUUUCAAGAUAGUGUCGAAGCGAUCAUGGAUUUAUUAUAUGAAAGAAAUGAAUUUUUUGCAAUGGAUCAUCAAAUUUCUUCCGCAAAUAAUGAAGAAAUCAAACCUGUAUAUAUCAUUGGAAUUGAUUCAUUGAAAACAUUUUUCAUUGGAGCAUUAUACGAAAGAAUUGAUUGCAUGAUGACGGAUAAUGCAUCGUUUUUCGAAUGCUUUGUUCAUUCAAUUUAUUUGAAUGACAGCUCAAUUUCAAUUAUUGAUGUUGCUAACAUGAUAUUCCAUGAUAUUAUCGAUACAAGAGAGUGGAAAGAUAUUGAAAGAAUAUUAGAUUUGGACACUAUCGAUUUUUUCAAUGGAGUUUUUUGCAUGAUAAGGAUUUACAUUAAGUGUUUAUCAAACUUCUUAACAAUUUAG